Messenger RNA from Panonychus citri (citrus red mite), 2400 nucleotides. RefSeq names its product diacylglycerol O-acyltransferase 1-like (gene mdy). Gene Ontology annotation, biological process: triglyceride biosynthetic process. NCBI's taxonomy places the organism in Eukaryota, Metazoa, Arthropoda, Arachnida, Trombidiformes, Tetranychidae. Gene Ontology annotation, molecular function: diacylglycerol O-acyltransferase activity. The coding region runs from base 278 to 1732 and encodes 484 amino acids. The record is from RefSeq and is a predicted model, not a curated record. The transcript has 5 exons. Gene Ontology annotation, cellular component: endoplasmic reticulum membrane.
UUUUCAUUUCUUUUUUGAUUUUUUACUUUUUCUCUCUCUCUCUCUUUCUCUUAUUUUUUGUUUCUUUCUUCAAUUUAAAUCAAUAAUUAAUCAUCAAUUUGUUGUUUAAUUAAUUGCCUAUUUCUUGUUUACAGUUGAAAGUAAAUUGUGUCUUGUUUUUCACUUGUUUUCUGUGUUGUCUUGAUUCUAAAUUGUUUGUUCUUCGUGAUCAGUGUUUGUUCACUUUUGUUUCUAUUUAGAAUUUCCAUCGUUUUCUUUGUUAAUUCUACAUUUAAUCAUGUCUGGUGAUACUCCUGAACCAUUGUCAACAGAACAACCUGAGAAUUCAAAUGAUUUGGAAAAGAAAAUGAAAUCAGAUUUACUUGCUAAGUGUCAUGAACCAAAAGAUUCACUGUUUAGCUCAACCAGUAAUUAUACCAACUAUAGAGGGCUACUUAAUCUCUGUAUCAUCCUUUUGAUUCUUUCAAAUUCUAGAGUUGCUCUUGAAAAUAUACUUAAAUAUGGAAUACUCGUUGAUCCCUUCCAAUGGAUAACAUUUCUCGCCGAUCCAACUGUAUUACCAUCUAUUCAAAUUAUUUUUGGACUUAAUGUUUUCAUUCUUAUCGCUUAUUGGAUAGAGAAAUUUUUAUUAUCAACCUCAUUUAUUGGUGAAGUUUCUGGGUGUAUAUUAAUCUGUGGUAAUCUAUUGGCUCUUCUGGUUCUUCCACCUUUCGUUGUUUUCAAUGGUGAUUGUCACCCUGUUGGUAGUUCAUUUGCUUUAGGACAAGUAGCCAUUGUUUGGUUGAAAUUAAUUUCCUAUCAUAUGGUUUGCUAUUGGUGUCGUUGUGAUAUUCGUAAGAAACGUAUUGAAAGUCGGGGUAAACUGAAACGUUCCCGAUCAACUCAAAUCGAGCAAACCGAUCAAUCCAAUAAAACUCAAACAAACGGCACAUUACAAGCUAAAAAUGGUGAAAUUGUCAUUCCAAAAGUUUCUUAUCCUGAUAAUCUAACCUACUAUGAUAUUUAUUACUUCAUGUUCACCCCAACACUUUGUUAUGAGCUCAAUUUUCCAAGGUCGGCACGAAUUCGUAAACGAUUUCUUCUUCGCCGUGGAUUUGAAAUGUUUUUAUUAUUUCAAUUGAUUCUUGGAUUAUGUCAACAAUGGAUGGUUCCAACGAUUCAUAAUUCAUUUAAGCCUCUCAUGGAAAUGAAUUGCAUAAAAAUGUUCGAAAGACUGUUGAAACUCGCCGUUCCAAACCUAUUGAUUUGGCUUCUAUUCUUCUAUUGGUAUUUUCAUUCUUGUUUAAAUUUUAUCGGAGAACUGUUGAGAUUUGCCGAUAGAGAAUUUUAUAGAGACUGGUGGAAUUCAGAAUCAGUAUAUUAUUUUUGGCAGAAUUGGAACAUUCCUGUUCACAAAUGGUGUUUACGGCAUUUAUAUAAACCUCUUCUUGCCCGAGGGUUAACUCGAUGUCAAGCAUCAACUGCCGUCUUCUUUGUGUCAGCAUUUUUCCACGAGUAUCUCGUCUCGAUUCCAUUGAAAAUGUUCAGAGUUUGGACUUUCUGCGGAAUGUUGUCCCAAUUACCGUUUGCCACUUUCGUCAGUCGAUACUUGAACAAUUAUCCACAAUGGGCUAACGUGGCCGUUUGGGUUUCCUUAAUUAUCGGACAACCUUUAUGCAUAUUAAUGUAUUACCAUGAUUAUUAUGUCAUGCACAAUGAUUUAUCGCCAACAACAAACUCAUCAAACAGUUAAUAUCAUCAAAAGUCAACCAAACCGUCAAAUCGUCACUGAUAAAGCUUAAAUCCAGAUAAAACAAACAAGGAUUAGGCACAAUUAACAACAAUUUGAAAGUAUAAGAAAUGAAAUAAUCUUGAACGUGUUUAGUUUUAAUCGAACAAAAUUUUCAGCUUUAUAUUUAUCAUCUUAUGGUAAAAAUUGUGUAUCGAUCUCUUUCUCUCUCUUUCUUCCUCGUUUUCGUUGAUCACUCAACGUUAAUUGGUUAAUUGUUCCGUCAACUGUGUACAUAUUGCAAUAAUUUGCAAAACUUAUCAGAAAUGAAAAAACAACCAAAAUUGUAACAUAAACAUAACACACACACACAACAUGUAAAUAAUCAACAGAAAUUAUUAUCAAUGUGUUAUCAGUGUUUACUCAUGUAGAGAUUGAAACGAGAAGAGGAAUCAAAGUGAUAAGCCUAAUUAACUUAAUCAGGCUAAACAAUUGUAGUCAAAACAAACACACAGGAUGAACAUUAACUUUGGUUGUAAAUAUAUUUACUUAUUAGAUGAUCACUGGUCAAUUUUUUUCUAAUUUUAAUUCAGUUUAAGAUGAAAUUAUAUUAUUUAUGUAACAUUAAGAGCACAAACUGUUAUUAAAAAGUGUAAAACUUAUCAAUGAAUUAAAUUAUCAAUAAUUUUAAA